AUGGGAGGAGUCACCUCAAAAGUAAACGUCGACGUUGUUCAAGAACAGGUGAAAAAAGAUCCAGUGGUAAUGUACACGAAAAACUCUUGUACAUUCUGCAACAAAGCCAAGGAUCUGUUUGCCGAUGUGAGAGUUGCGUAUAAAGAGGUGAAUCUGGACAGUUUGAAAGAGGCUCAACCACAAGAUUACCUUGGAAUUGUGAAUGGACUCGUCUAUACUACGCGACAGACAAGUGUGCCUCAGAUUUUCAUCUGCGGUCGAUUCGUCGGUGGUUUCACAGAACUCGAAGCACUUCGCAACGCUGGUCAUCUUUUCGAAGCGAUCGCUCAAUGCACCGGAGAAAACGCUCCACAAGAAUGA
Molecule: messenger RNA, 360 nt
Organism: Caenorhabditis briggsae
Lineage: Eukaryota; Metazoa; Nematoda; Chromadorea; Rhabditida; Rhabditidae
Gene: Cbr-glrx-21
Product: Protein CBR-GLRX-21
Exons: 3
Coding region: 1-360 (119 amino acids)
Source: RefSeq, a predicted model, not a curated record